This is a messenger RNA of Coniophora puteana RWD-64-598 SS2, 1762 nucleotides long. Its product is annotated as terpenoid synthase. The transcript has 3 exons. The coding region runs from base 289 to 1317 and encodes 342 amino acids. Lineage: Eukaryota; Fungi; Basidiomycota; Agaricomycetes; Boletales; Coniophoraceae. The record is from RefSeq and is a predicted model, not a curated record.
GGCCGCUCAUAUCGCCCCGGCCAUGUGUAUCUGCGACGCCGGAGACCUGCGUCUUUUCUUUCUUACCUUCACUUUUGUCUGACGCUCGAUUUUAGCUCUCUUCCCUCUUCUCUCUCUCUCGAUCGUUCCCUCUAUUUCAUCUUCAUCUUUGUCUCACUUCCUUUCGGUUCCUUCGCCUCACCUCCCUGCUUCUCGUUCAUUUGGGGACCUCAUCUUCGGCGCAUACAAGCACCCACAUCUAUCAACACAGACAUAUCUUAAACACGCUGCAGUACCCGUCAACCACCAAUGCCUAAGACCACGAGCGUGCAGCUUCCCGACCUCCUCUCCCUUACCUCCGCGUUCGAACUCAACGCCAAUCGACAAUGCAAAUCUGUCACCCUCGGCUCCGAGGCAUGGCUCGCCGACGUCGGUCUCCUUCCGCCCACGUCCGCUGAACCAGCGAACUCUUCGGACGUAGAGUGGAAGACUCGUAAUGGUUGUACUUGGCGCGCCCUCAGGAUUGGUUUAUGGGCCUCGGUGUGCUUUCCGAGGGCGGACGCACCGCAGCUACGCAUCGCGACGGACUAUCUGAGCCUGCUCGUGCUGGACGUUGAAGAGACGUUCAAGCAGAAUCCUGUGGCCGACGGGGAUCGUAAGCGGGAUCCAUUCGCGCUAAUGGCCGAACCCCUGGCCCGCAGCGCGAUGCGCAGCCCGGCGUGGUACAUCCGUCUGUGUUCCACCCAACGCGCCUACCGUCUAUCUCGCGCGCGCCUCGCAGCGGACUUCAAGGCGGGCAUCACGCCGGAUCUCGAAUCAUUCGUCCCGCUUCGGCGAGAUGCGUCCGGUGCACGUUUGCUCGCGCUCAUGCUGGAGCAUGCGAUGGGCAUCGCUCUGCCUACGGAUAUGGGUGUGCGGAGCGUGCUGGAUAAACUGGCAGAGUAUACCGUGGACAUCGUCGCUUGGUGUGAGGAUAUAAUCGCCCUCCCGCGCACCCACCCCUCUCCUUCUUCCCCAACUCUACUCACUGUCCUUCGCGCCGAAAAAGACCUGACUCUCGCCGGCGCCCUUAACCAUGCCGGGCAGCUUAUACGCGACGCCGUCGCCGCUUUCCUCGCCACAGAGCGCCUACUUCCAUCCACGCUUGCCUCCCUCUCAUCGGCUUCGGGUAGCGAGGACGCAAUCCGAGCAGACGCGGACGCGUAUGUUCACGGGCUCAGGGACAUCAUCGCUGGGAGCGUCAAUUGGAUGUACGAAAGUGGGCGCUAUCUCGGCCACAAAGGGCCCGAGGUAAGGGCAUUCGGGUGGGUGUUCCUCGAAGAUGCGCAGCCGGCGUAGGUCAGGUUGACUGCAAACGACAUGUCGCCUUAUGACUGUCACCAAUCUUAAACCGCACCUUCGGUCAAUACCAGCACCUCAAACCACGUUAAUAGUGGUUCUGCAGAGGGAAUAUCAUCGGGGAUCUUUCCCCGAACUCAAAAUUCGGCGUUCGGACGUUCUCUGCGCUUUUUGCGCUAAUUAAACAUCAUUGUGUAUUUCUUUUCCGUCUACCUCAUCCCACUCUCGCCCCUUUCUCCGUAGAUAUUAGACGACCUCUUACGACCCUCCUUCCUCUCCGCUCAUCAUAUUUGCUCUGCUUUUCGCCCUUAUUUACUCAUCAGUCACAGCACAAUCACACACAUACAGAUACCUCUGCCUCCCUUUGGACUUCCUUCAUUCCGCACGCUUAUACACUGAAUACUCCCCACAUUACCUCAACGCAUGCAGUUGUCAUACCAGUUAU